AGAAAAACAGCAAAUACAAAUUAUGGAUGAAAUUUAUAAGAUCACUUCCACAGAAAGGGUCCAGCUGUUGGAGAAAAAACUGGCUGUGCAACUGACUGAACUGAAGUCUGAGAUAGAAGAGCAGGGAGCUCUUCAGGGAACAGCUAAUCGAGUUUACAGCUCUGUUCAAAUGCCAAAGGAUAUUUAUUACUUUAGAAGAGAGAGGGAACUAGCACUGAAGAAAACCUUGCAGGUGGCCGAGUCGAAGCCCCUUGUUGUUCAGGCAGACGUCAUGCAGAGGGAGCUAGAGAGCUGCCUAAGAAGGGAGUACACCCCUGAAAAUUUACCUUUGCUUCUGUUGCAGUAUUACACAGAGAGAAUUACCCAGCUGGCCCAGAGUAAAUAUUUACACAUGCUUAGGUGGAAGAGGUUUUGCCAACACAGUAAGAUCAUGGAGCAACUUUAUCCUCUUUACAAGAAACACGUUGGCUACAUUAUGCAGGAGUACAAUGAUGCCCUUCAGAGAGCUGAAAGAUUGUCUGUUGCUCGAGAAAACUUCCUCAUGGGAAAAAACAAUCCUCCUAACUUAGUGACACAGGAAGAUCUGACUAUUUACACAAAGUGGUUAGUGUGCCACCUGCACUCUCGAGACUGUUCACCAGUACCUGCAGGCCCUCCAGUAUUUGCCCAUCUCCAAAGUGCUGAGUGUAGAUUUCAACCAAGUUGCUGAAGUUGGUCAGAAAAAUGAAAAUGUCUGGUCAAUGACAUUGACCCUGACAUUCAGAGUUCUGCAUCUCCUGACCCUGUGGAUACCAGCAUUUCUGGGCCAAUGAGAACAGAAGCUACUUUUGUCCUCCCCCAACAUGCAACAGAAACAGGAGAACUGAAACCUCAGCUGAAGCUCCUGCUCUCCCAUUUCAAUAUCCCAUAUGAUGUAGAAGAGCUCUGGGACUCUGCUAAGGAAAUGGAACUUUUUUCCUUG
Molecule: messenger RNA, 961 nt
Organism: Pongo pygmaeus (Bornean orangutan)
Lineage: Eukaryota; Metazoa; Chordata; Mammalia; Primates; Hominidae
Exons: 7
Coding region: 23-709 (228 amino acids)
Source: RefSeq, a predicted model, not a curated record